Messenger RNA from Closterium sp. NIES-65, 1116 nucleotides. The record is from the annotation of a GenBank genome assembly. NCBI's taxonomy places the organism in Eukaryota, Viridiplantae, Streptophyta, Zygnematophyceae, Desmidiales, Closteriaceae.
AUGGGUGCGUUGCCGGAGAGCAAGGGCUGGGAGGUGCUCAACCUGACCGACAACAAGGUGGUCACGUCGGUCGAGGAGAUCUUCUACGAGACGUUGUCAUUGGAGGUGUGGAAGUCGAAGUAUGGGCCGGCGUCAGGGCGGACGCAGGCACACCCGCCGACGGACACCUCCACGGCGACGGUUCCACUGCUCGCCGAAGUCGAUGAGCCUACUGAUGAGGAUGUUGUGGAGGUUCUUCCACCUCCCCCUAUUCUUGCUCCUCCAAAUCCUGUCGCAGAUCGGCCUACUUCGACACCUAUGUCGGCCACCGGCGAUGAAGGGAGCCUUGUGGCCUCACCUGUGGCGCCGGCCAGUGGCACCGCCGGCAGUAGACAAGACACCAAGCUCAUUGACUACGAUGGGAAGUCGUCAACGACAGGGGGGCACCAAAUAGGGGAGCCGGUCGAACAGGAGGCAACAGCAGGGGUACACUCGACAGGGGAGCAGCAUCCGGAGCGGUCGACAGGGGAGCUGACGAAAUUAGCAGCACACGAGCAGCCGGUCAAAGGGCUGAAGCAACUGGUCGACGACGAUGACGUCGACGAGGAAGGGGAGCAGUCGGCGGGUGAGGAGUCCACCGACAGCCACGUGGUGGAAGUGCCGAUCACGAAGCCUGAGCUGCGAUGCACAGGUCAAGCUCGACGGCCAACGGAGCGGCUGAGCUUCCACGCCUGCCUACUGCCAGCUGCCUUCACCAUGGUGUUCGACGCGGUCGACGACGACCUGUUGUACGACGACGCCGAGGAGGAUGAAGACCUCCCGGAGCUCAACCCUGACGUGCAUUCCGACCCCGAACACCGCUGGGACAUCACCACGAUGACGGUGAAGGAGGCGCUGUCGAGCUGGAAGGGCGAGGCGGUGAAGGCCACCAUGGAAGAAGAGAUCCGCGGCCUCAUCGGUAUGGGGACUUGGGAGCUGGUCGAACGCCCACGCGGGGUGAACAUCAUGAAGAACCGGUGGGUGCUGAUGACCAAGUACCGCAUCUACGACACCGUUGAGCACAAGAAGGCGAGGCUAGUCGUGAAGGGCUUUACGCAGGUGUACGGCGCCGACUACAACAAGACGUACUCGCCGUAG